AUGACAGACAUGAUGAAACGUAAUUUGAGUAACGAUAUCGGUCGUGAUGAAGACGGUAGCGACGUCUCCCGGUCGAGUGAUGAAGAUAUGGACCCUGUGGGAUCGACAAGUUGUAAGGAUCCAGGUGGCAUCAGAGAUGAAGUUAUGAACGGGAUAUACAAUGAUGCCAGCCAACAUCACCCAACAGAACAAGGAUCUGUCCAAACAGUCGAGAACAACAAAAGAAAAGCAGAAGAGGACGUUUCCAUACCUGACGAAGGUGUUAAGGUUCCUGAAGACUCCACUGACCAACGUGUCAGUGAUACGGGAGGCUCACCUGAAGAACAGACAAAAAAGACCGAUAAGGGGAAAAAGAAGAAGAGGAAAAACAUAAUAAACAUUAAGGGACAAUGGCGGAAAUGACUGUGUUAAUGGACUUAGAGAUCAUCGGAAGCGUCGUCUGCUGUUUGACUUUUUAAAGUAUGAAAAAUUUGAUGUUAUAUUUCUUCAAGAAACGCAUAUUGCAACCGUUGAAGAUUGUGUAAAAUGGAACAAGGAGUCGGGACUGAAAGGGUA
Paramuricea clavata is the source of this 555-nucleotide messenger RNA. The record is from the annotation of a GenBank genome assembly. NCBI's taxonomy places the organism in Eukaryota, Metazoa, Cnidaria, Anthozoa, Malacalcyonacea, Plexauridae.